CGGAUGCUACUUGAGGUUCCCUUCCAACCCAAACCACCCUCUCAUUCUAUCAUCUCCUCAAGCCUCCGUCUGCAACCACCUUCGCCCCCAUGAUGCCACCUUCUCUCGCAUCAGCCUCCAGCUUCUCCGGGACAUGCUCUGCUCCCAGACUCGUUGCCCCUGCCUCCUUCACUUCGGUAUCAACAAUUAUUUCAGAUAUAUCCAGAAUUUCCUCCUGCACAACUUCUACAGUGCUUGCACCUGGGACCAUGUUUGUCUAUAUGCUCGUGCCUGCUUUUAACGCAUGGAUAUACUGCCAUGUGAGACGAAACGUUUUGCUCCUCACUGAGCCUCGUCCAAACAUCUCAAUAUCGAAUGACCAUCCUCAUUCCACAGCAAUGGCCACUCAGGGAGAGAAACCAGCUACAGCUUGGGCUGGGUCAGCCCAGUACUGCUCGCUCAGCCUUACUCGAGCCAAGGGCCACAGCUAAAGGGAGACAGGCAUGACUGAGCCCAACCCCUUGGCACCAUGUCAAGGGCUGAGCCUGGCUAUGGCAUAGCCCAUUCUGCCACCAUUCCUGGCCCACACCACAGCCCGAACUUGUUUGGAAUGGAAGGAGGAAGUCUUUGCCUUGAAAGACAGUGAGGAGAUCGAUUGAUGGCAAUGGGAAGAGGAGGAGCAGUUAUUAACUGCAUUAAUAUGUAAGGGCAUAUAAGUGCAUUAUGGAGGCUGUCUGUAGUGCCCCUCAUGGAGGGGGAAGGUCCCAGUGGACUACGUAUGACUCAUGCAGGUCAACAUGUAUUUAUCACAUUAUUUAUUUAUUUAUUAUUUAAUUUAUUUGUAUUUAUUUGUUCCUUUGUUUAUUCACUUUUUUUUUUUUUUUCCAGAAAUAAAGUCUAUGUUAAAAAGAAAGACGAGGAGAGGCACUUAUCCUGCACAUAUGCCACAAGGCAGGUUUUUUUUCAGGCAGGCCUCUUGCUGUAUGCACACUUAAGGGUCCUUUAUUCACCAGCACCUCUGAACUGCCCAGCACUAUCACGGACCAUGGGGUUGCCAUGGUCUGGCACACCUCUUCAGUCACCAAGCCCAAGGGCAUCUCCCACGUACGCUAGAUCCUGGCAGUGCAAGUCCACUGUAGUAAUAUGUUUUCCCCAUGAACUCUGCUUCUGCCAGCACUCAACCACUCUCACCACUCCUCUCUCACUACCAAGGUGUGAAAGCCACCUUCAACACCCUCUGAAACCAUCAGUCUAGUACUGCCAGCUUCUCAGCAACAUCCUGGGGCUGCUUGGGGCUUACCAGGGAUGCAUGGACAAAAAGCAUAUAAAAAGAAAGGGGGGGGAUCAACCGUAGCCUGUCAAGAUUCAACAAAGAGCUGCACACUGAUGCUAAUAACUCCAUGCAGGAAGCAGUGAAAAAUAAUGAAAAAAAAUAAAGAUCCCCAGGGCCUACCCAUUGCUCACCUACCACCACCACUACUUUGAACUUCUACAUCCCAACAGACCCUUCAAAAGAGCAACAUCCUCUGUACAGCACUACCCAAGACACCCUAACCCAGCCAGCUCACACGGACACAGAGUACCACACAAAGUUAACUGACCACAAAUCAUCUCACUGGCUUCUUCUUCACCCUUUGACCAUCACCACAAAAAACACUUCCUUCAGGUACUAUGCCCACCACAAGAAACCCAGAAUGAGACAACACCGAGACCCAAUAACUCUGGCCUCCUGAAAAAGUCCAAGAGGCUGUUCCCUGUGCUCAAACCACCUCCAUGUCACCACUGUGAAGACAAUGCUCUGUGCUAAAGCAAGACACACCCCUUACAGUUAGGAAGUGAGGAAACAAGUUGGAUCUCAGCAACUACAGGAAAGCACAAACAAGUUUUUAGAAUGUGCAGGGAGAAAAUUAAAAAGGCAAAGCCCAACUUGACCACUGCAGUAAAAGAGAACAA
Messenger RNA from Phasianus colchicus (ring-necked pheasant), 1932 nucleotides. The record is from RefSeq and is a predicted model, not a curated record. Lineage: Eukaryota; Metazoa; Chordata; Aves; Galliformes; Phasianidae.